Penicillium cinerascens is the source of this 1486-nucleotide messenger RNA. It is a transcript of the gene tom40, whose product is annotated as TOM complex pore protein TOM40. Gene Ontology annotation, cellular component: mitochondrial outer membrane; mitochondrial outer membrane translocase complex. Gene Ontology annotation, molecular function: transmembrane protein transporter activity. The record is from RefSeq and is a predicted model, not a curated record. The transcript is spliced from 3 exons. Lineage: Eukaryota; Fungi; Ascomycota; Eurotiomycetes; Eurotiales; Aspergillaceae. The coding region runs from base 310 to 1377 and encodes 355 amino acids. Gene Ontology annotation, biological process: protein import into mitochondrial matrix.
GAGAAGCUCCGGGUCUGCUUACCUAACAUCCCGGCGGACGGGAAACACCAAAGACGCCGAGCGACUUUUUCACUGGAAAGCCUUCCAGCUCCGCUUCCUUCAAAUCAACCCCCGACUCCCCGAGCGGAUCAUAUACAGCCCUUCUUGCAAUUUGACACGGUCUGCGACGCUUAUUCGUCCCAGAUUCCCCCGGGCUGGUCUCACCCUUACUUUCCCUUCUCCAUUGUCCUUUUUCCGCGACGAACCUGUUGGCCGGCAUCGCGUGACGACACCUUGCACCUUCGAUAAUUCGAAUCCAAAACAUCCAAAAUGUCCGAUCUCACAUCAUCCUUUUCCUUCCUCACGGAAAAUCCCGCCGCCGCGGCGAUCAAGGAUGCAUACACCUCGUUCUCCGAGCGGAGGGCGUUGCUCAACCUGCCCAACCCGGGCACCGUGGAUAACAUCGCGAGAGAGGUGCAGAAGGAGGUUCUGCUGUCCAACUUCAUGUUCAGCGGUCUUCGCGCAGACCUGACCAAGGUCUUCGGCAUGACCCCUCUCUUCCGUGUGUCGCAUGCGUUCUCCAUGGGCUCGUCCGGCAACCUGCCCCCGUACGCCUUCUCCGCCAUGUACGGAAGCCCCAAGGUCUUCAUGCAAGGUAACUUCGGAAGCGAUGGCACCCUCUCUGCCGUCUACAACCACCGCUGGACCCAGGCUCUGGUCACCAAGGCCAACGCUCAGAUUAUGCCUGGGGCCACUCAGGGCCUGCUCCAGCUCGACAAUGACUACACUGGCGAUGAUUUCUCUGCUUCCCUGAAGGCCUUCAACCCCUCCUGCCUCGAGGGCGGUCUGACCGGUAUCUUUGUCGGUAGCUACCUCCAGUCCAUCACUCCCAGCCUCGCUCUCGGUUUCGAGGCCAUCUGGCAACGCCAGGGCCUGAACGCUCGUCCCGAAACUGCUCUGUCCUACUGCGCCAAGUACAAAGGAGACGACUGGAUCGGUACCGCCCAGCUGCAGGCCCAGGGCACCUUUGCUGCCACCUACUGGCGCAAGCUGUCCGAGCGCGUCGAGGCCGGUGUCGACAUGAACCUCCAAUUUGCUCCCAACGCCGCCGCCAUGAUGAUGGGUGGCCCCAGCCGCGAUGGCACCACCGCUAUCGGUGCCAAGUACGACUUCCGCGCCUCCACCUUCCGCGCCCAGGUCGACAGCGCCGGCAAGGUCAGCUGCCUUCUCGAGAAGCGCAUCGCCAUGCCCAUCUCUCUGACUUUCGCUGGUGAGAUUGACCAGGCUAAGCAAACCGCCAAGGUCGGCCUUGCCGUCUCCCUUGAGAUCGCCGGUGAGGAGUUGAUGGAGCAGCAGGAGAAGGCCGACCCUGCCAGCAUGGUCCCUCCUCCUUUCUAAGCUCCUGGCCCCGUCGCGAGUCCAACAUCUCGAGUCCGAUGCAUAUGACCCCCAUCUCUCGAGCUAAUCACCUUUCAACACCUCUGUUUUAGUAGUUCUUCGCUCCUCA